UCAGAGCAUUCAUAUUAAACUGAGAGAGUGAGAAACUGAGGAAUUUUAGAGCGGCAGCUGAUCAUCAUCAGUGAGCAAAAUGGGUAUUUCCAGGGACUCUAUGCACAAGAGGCGCGCCACUGGUGGCAAGAAGAAAGCUUGGAGGAAGAAGCGAAAGUAUGAGCUUGGUCGUCAGGCAGCAAAUACCAAGAUCUCGAGCAACAAAACUGUAAGGAGAAUUCGUGUUAGAGGUGGCAAUGUGAAGUGGAGGGCCCUGAGAUUGGAUACUGGGAACUUUUCUUGGGGUAGUGAGGCUGUUACUCGCAAGACUCGUAUUCUUGAUGUCGUUUACAAUGCCUCAAACAACGAACUUGUUAGGACACAGACUCUUGUGAAGAGUGCAAUUGUUCAGGUGGAUGCUGCUCCUUUUAGGCAAUGGUAUCUACAGCACUACAAUGUUGAUAUCGGGAGGAAGAAAAAGACAGCUGCAAAAAAGGAUGCCAAGGAUGCUGCUACAGAGGAGGCAGAUGGCACCACAGAAGAAACCAAAAAGAGCAGCAAUCUCCUGAGGAAGCUUGAGAAGCGCCAGAAAGAUCGUACUCUUGAUUCCCACAUCGAAGAGCAGUUCAGUGGUGGUAGGUUGUUGGCUUGCAUUUCUUCCCGCCCAGGCCAAUGUGGAAGAUCUGAUGGGUACAUUUUGGAGGGGAAAGAAUUAGAGUUUUACAUGAAGAAACUCCAGAGGAAGAAGGGAAAGGCAGCUGGUGCUGCUGCAUAAAACCUUUGUUUUGCUACUACCAACAGGAUACGGCAUAUAUGCAACCAUCUGAGAUAAUUUACAACAGCCAAAGUCAUGCUUGUUUCAUUUUAGGCAUCAUUGAUGAGUGUUUGAGAUUUUGCUCUGUCCGGCUUUUACUUUUAUAUGAUUCUUUACAUUGGUACUACAUUUCACCUUGACAAUUAAUUCUGAUUUCAAUGAAUGUUUGGACACUUAUUCCUUGCCAUGUUUAA
This is a messenger RNA of Rosa rugosa (rugosa rose), 987 nucleotides long. RefSeq names its product small ribosomal subunit protein eS8-like. NCBI's taxonomy places the organism in Eukaryota, Viridiplantae, Streptophyta, Magnoliopsida, Rosales, Rosaceae. Gene Ontology annotation, cellular component: cytosolic small ribosomal subunit; ribosome. The transcript is spliced from 5 exons. Gene Ontology annotation, biological process: translation; maturation of SSU-rRNA from tricistronic rRNA transcript (SSU-rRNA, 5.8S rRNA, LSU-rRNA). The record is from RefSeq and is a predicted model, not a curated record. Bases 80 to 754 code for a protein of 224 amino acids. Gene Ontology annotation, molecular function: structural constituent of ribosome.